AUGAUCGUCAACGGUGCAUCUGAUACUAUUUUGUGUCGUUGUUUUCCAAAUUAUUUAGACGGUCCUGCACUUGAUUGGCUUUGUGCUUUGCCUGCAGGUUCAAUUUUACGAUUCCAACAGCUGGCCAAGCUAUUUGAGGAUCACUUUGCUGGCUCCGCAAUUUAUCUGCAUGACUCAGAUUAUCUGAAUACAAUUAAGCAAAGACAAAAUGAGAGCCUAAAAGACUAUAUGACUCGUUUUACGAAGGUCGUCAUAAGCAUACCUGAUCUCCACCCUGAAGUUCGCCUUCAUGCCAUCAAAAGCGGACUUCGACCUGGGAAAUUCCAAGAGACAAUCGCCGUAUCUAAACCAAAAACACUCGCCGAGUUUCGAGAGAAAGCAAAAGGCCAGAUUGAUAUUGAGGAGUUGAAACAAGCUCGGAAGUCCGACAAAACAAACUACAGAGACGAGGAAAAAGUGCAUAACAGUAAGAAAAAUUUUAAACUAACCCCUCGUUUUGACUCUUAUACACAGUUCAACGCUAAACGGGAGGAUAUAAUCAAAGAGAUCCUGAACUCCAAAUUAAUCAAACCACCAAGAAAAGCGGGGACAUAUCAGGACACAAAACACGUCGACAAAUCUAAGUACUGCACUUUCCAUCAGAAGCACGGCCACACAACCGACGAAUGUGUCGUCGCAAAAGACCUCUUGGAACGAUUGGCUCGGCAAGGGCACCUUGACAAGAGGAGAUGCUAG
Arachis ipaensis is the source of this 735-nucleotide messenger RNA. NCBI's taxonomy places the organism in Eukaryota, Viridiplantae, Streptophyta, Magnoliopsida, Fabales, Fabaceae. The record is from RefSeq and is a predicted model, not a curated record.